Mya arenaria is the source of this 1146-nucleotide messenger RNA. RefSeq names its product heat shock 70 kDa protein 12A-like. NCBI's taxonomy places the organism in Eukaryota, Metazoa, Mollusca, Bivalvia, Myida, Myidae. The coding region runs from base 1 to 1146 and encodes 381 amino acids. The record is from RefSeq and is a predicted model, not a curated record. The transcript is spliced from 5 exons.
AUGGAACGCGUGCAAACCAUUAUUUUGGUAGGCGGUUUCGGUGAAAGCCCGUAUGUUCAGGAGAGAAUGAAGAAUGAAAUAGCUGGCGUGAGACUGUUCGUCCCUCCAGACGCGGGGCUUGCCGUGUUGAAAGGCGCAUUGAGGACGACACAGGAGAACCCCGAUUAUACAACAGACCCUAGAUGUGAACUUCUCGGGACUAUUAGGCUUGUAAACAGCAUCGACAUUCCAUUUGAAAUACAGGAAUCAGAAGUCACGUUUUUGUUCGGAGAUACUGAGUUGCUGGCUGGAGUAGACCCAAGCCGCCUUCAGUUGGCCUUGGAGCCGGAGUGUGCCUCAGCUUGGUGGGAGACGUUGGGAGGCACAGCAGAUAUAUCUGUUCAUGAGAGAAACCCAGAUGGAACCCUGAAGGAAAUCCACAAAGCCAGAACGAAUUGGGAAAAGGCCAUCACUACGGGAGGUAAGGACAAGCUGAAGAUUGAUACAACAGUUGUCAAAUCAUGGUUUAAAAGACCAAUCGAACUGCUGAUGCAGCAUCUAAAGUCUCUUCUAGCUGAACAAAAGAUGAAAAGCGUGCAAACCGUUAUUCUGGUGGGCGGUUUCGGUGAAAGCCCGUACGUUAAGGAGAGAAUGAGAAAUGAAAUAGCCGGCGUCAGACUCAUCGUCCCUUCAGACGCGGGCCUGGCCGUGUUAAAAGGUGCCGUCAGGUUUGGACACAAACCCGCAAUUGUCUCCUCCAUGGUUGUAAAAUACACGUAUGGACACGAUGUGUAUGGCAAUUUUGAUGAAAAGAAGCACCCAGAUGAGAAGAAGGUUUGGAAAAAUGGAAAGUGGUGGGUGCCUAAAUGGUUCAAUGUGUUCGUGCUGGCGAACACUGAAUUGCGAGUUGACCAACAGGUUACUCGUAGGAGCACUCCUAACAGUGAAAUAUCCUUAACAUACGUCUACAGAUCGACCCAGGAGAAUAACGAGUUCACAACAGAGCACGGGUGUCAACUUGUAGGGACAGUUGAGCUUGAAAACAGCACCGAUAUUCCAUUUGAGCAGCAGGUUAUAGAAACUACGUUUAUGUUCGGGAAUACAGAACUUCUCGUCAAAAUGAAGAACACGCCCAUUGGAAAAGAAGCCUAUAUGAUCUUUAAGUGA